Molecule: messenger RNA, 369 nt
Organism: Arthroderma uncinatum
Lineage: Eukaryota; Fungi; Ascomycota; Eurotiomycetes; Onygenales; Arthrodermataceae
Exons: 4
Coding region: 1-369 (122 amino acids)
Biological process (GO): proton motive force-driven ATP synthesis
Molecular function (GO): proton transmembrane transporter activity
Source: RefSeq, a predicted model, not a curated record
AUGUCCAUCGUCCUUUGUUUUGGUGCAGUAGAGGUUAGUCACGUGAUUCGCGAUCACGAAAAGAUCCGAAACUCCAACUUCAACGUCAAGCACUCAGUCUCAAGAAGCCUGGAUACCACUCAUCGCCUUCUCCCUCGCACAACUCCGGACAGAAUCCUAUCCGCCUCCGCUCUCUCCAUCAAAAUGCCAAUCCUACCAAAGAAGUUCCCGGCCCUCGUUGCCAAACCAAUUGCCCCAUUCUUCAUCGCGGCAUUGGUCGUCGGAUACGGAAUCAACUCUCUCCAGAACGCCAUGAUGAACUCCGAGGAAUUCAGAAAUGACCCCCGAAACCCCAACGCCGCCGCCGCAAAGCCAAGCGAGAAGCACUAG